Molecule: messenger RNA, 5267 nt
Organism: Spirodela intermedia
Lineage: Eukaryota; Viridiplantae; Streptophyta; Magnoliopsida; Alismatales; Araceae
Source: the annotation of a GenBank genome assembly
AUGGCGUUGAAGAACGAGGGCUUCCUGACAGACGAGCAGAGGGAGGUGCUAAAGAUCGCAGUACAGAGCGCGGAGGGGCUGUCGUCGUCGCCCAAAUCACCUUCGUCCAUGCUCAAUGACCACAACUUCAAAGCGCCGACUGCGGGAGUGAGAGUGCCUACUGGGGGAAACGCUAUUCGUCAUAUGCGUCGGUCGCACUCGGGAAAACUAGUUCGAGUGAAAAAGGGUUUGUAGUCUUGGGCUGUUUGACCUCAGUUAUUCGUUACUUUUAUAGGUGUAUCCAUCAUCACAAUGUUUGUCUCAUUUUGAUUGGACAAUUUUUCAAGGCAGCAUAGAAUCUCAUGUUUAACCGGUUGCUCUUAAUGGAUUUUACCGUGUGAGGUUUUUCUGCUGUCGGUUCCAUGUCGUGUCGCAUCCUUGCGUAGUCUUGCCUGCUUUGUUCUGCUUCACUAAAGAUAAUUUCUAGAUGUCUAGCUCUAGUUUAGCGUUAAGUGAUUCAUAACUGGUUGGACUUCACUGUGGUGCACACGCAUAUGCGUCUGCAAAACUUCAUCUUCUUCAUUCAGCUGAACAAAUCUUAACUGUUUUCAUGGUUCCCCUACUUUUUUCUUUUCAUAGGGUGACACCAAUCGCCAUCUGUUGUUCAUAGCAAUGUGUAUUGCUAUAAGUUCCUCCGUUUGAGAGUUUCUUUGAGGUUUUCUUCUCUCAUCAUUUUUCUUCUUUAGAAGACCGGAAUUGCUUUAUCAUGUAGGUACAAAGUGACAUUCAGUCUUGUUAUCAUGGGUUUAAGCAAAAUCCUGUAUGUUAACAAAAAAGAAUUAUCCUCAAAUUUUAUUUAGUUUCAGCAUUCAGAAGUUUACCUUAGGGAGUCAGCUAAGUUUUAAGGCAUUUUUUUUAUAGAUGCUCCUACAAAUAGAAAUUAUUGUCAAUGAUAACUUCUACAUUCUGAACGUUGCUUCUCAAGGUUUCAUCUAAAAAAAUUGACUAAACAUCGAAAAAAAUUGAAGGAUUUUAUCUGUACUUUGUUAUUAAUAAUGAAUUUGAAUAGGUGUCUUGUCAUCUUCGUUUUUUGAAUUAUAUGACACAAAAUUUUCCUCACUGAAUUGUUCGUUCAAAAUUAUAUUCAUGUUCUUUGUUUUCAAUUCUGCGGAUUAUGUAUAGUCUAUAUCCUUGAACUUCACCAAACAGAGAUUAUUGAGAUGUUAACAUUGACACUUCUAUUAUCUAAGGAUACAUCUUUUAAUAUUCUAAUUUCGUACUACCCUGAGUGGUGAAUUGUUCAUUUUUCCGUUGUAUGGGUACUAGUGGUGUUAGUGUGUAAAUGGUUAGCAGAAAUACAAUGCGUUUGGGAGACAGGAAAAUUAUGGGCAUCAAGAAUCAAUCUUGAGAUAUGGAACAGCUGUCAAAAAUGCAUGCUAUAAUAUUCUACUGCUCUUGAGUAAUUUUUUUUAGUCAAACCUGCCGCACCCAUGACUUUUCAAAUUCUGUUCUUAUUAAUGGGAAAAAGCAGAAGAAUUCCUUGCCGUCCCAAAAUCUUGCUUUUUCUACCCCAUUUAUAGAACCAAUUAAAUGCCUCUCUGCCUUCCAGUUCAAUAGAGCAUAUUUUUUGUGGACAGGUGUGAAGGCACUGGAAUAAUUUUUCUUUUGCCAUCUUUAGUGGGGAAAUUUAUCCUAGACCAUGAUUUUUUUUUUAGGCUGUUGUAGAAAGAACCUAGGCCUAUGUAGAGAAAGGGCCUUCCCUUUCUUCUGUAAUCUUAGUUUUAGUAACUGAUUUCAAUUUCAAUACUGAUUAUCAUAAAAUGUCUGUUUUAAACGAGCUUGCCCUAUGUUUUGUUUCUUCAUAAUAGUCGGAAACAACACUUACCUUGUCUAUUAUAUGGAAUGUUGAGGAUUAUGUAACUCUGUGAACUGCCUCUUGUCAAUCGAUCAUUUAAAGCAUUUUGAGGUUCACUGUAAGAAUGGUGAAACGUAGUUAUAAUUUAAAAAUGAGCAAAUAUCCACGGUGAGAAAUAAUACGGUUUCUAACUUUUCUUUCAUUUUGAUUUUAUUUUUUUGAAUGUGAGAGCAAGUGACCGAUGUUUGAUUCAUUGCUAUACCCAGGGAUAGGCAUAUAUUGAAUUAAUUACUGCUAUUUUGGAGCCUGCAUGUAUUUGGUCAUAGGGGGCUGUUAGACCUUAUGGGCACACGUUUUUCGGUAUGAUUUUAUGAUUCCUUACAUCUAACGGUGGUUUCUACUAGGGUAUCACGUUCCUCUUCCUUUGGAGUAAGAUAAAUUACGCAUUUAGCUUUAAUUUUCAACCACAAAGGACAAACAGGGAAGGCCAUAGUCAAUUUUAAAGUAGUCUUACUUUUAUCUGAGUUUUUGUAAUCAGUCUUUAUCUUGAGAGGUAAAGUGCUCUGAGUACUUAAAUUAUAAAAGAUAAGGCUGGCUUAUUUUGUAUUACGCUGGAGCUGCAAAACCUGAUUCGCAUACUGGUUUGGUUGUGACAUAAGACCUGGCUUGGCUUGGUUUUGCUUUGUGCGAUCUAACAUGUAUGGAGGGGAUUAAAAUGUCAACCGGAUGGCUCAUGUUUCAAAAAUUUUGAUUAACGUGUGGAACUAACAUGAGCCAGUUGCAUUCCCGUCUGAGGCAAAUACCUUCUCCCCGCCAUGAGGAGAACCGCGGCUGGGGAGGAGAAGGAAAGAAAAACAAGAGGAAAAAAAUGAAGAUACUAAGAAAGUAGAAAAUGUAUACAUGUGUCGGCCCUCACUGAGUGAUGGCUGUUGCAACAGCAGCAUAGUGGUCCCAGCCUCCAAUCCGCCAUUUUUUUUGUUAAUUUUCCUCUUAGUCUCUCCGUAGCAUUUUUCUCCAUCUAAACAGCCUGCAUCAAUACCUUAACAAUAGUUGUUGAAGUUUCUCUCACGUUUGUUCUGUGACAUUUUUGGUCCCACUCGGACCGGAAAUUUUGUCCUUCCAAAAUAUUAAACAAUCAACUGGUCCUUGAAGGGCUUACGUUUUAACAUCUUAGUUGAAGAUUCUGGUAAUAGAUUUUGGUUGCUAAACCUUCAGGGUUGGAUUAAGUCAUAAGCGUAUUCUGCACUGUUAUCCUUGUAGUGAGAACUUAUUCUGUACUGCUGUUAGAUUCUUUUCACAUGCGAUCCUUGUAAGCUUUUAUUUUUAUUUUCAUUGGUAAGCUUGGCUUCUGAUCUUCGGUUUUUGUUAUGUUGAUAAGCAGAUGGUGCUGGCGGAAAGGGGACAUGGGGUAAACUACUCGACACUGAUACUGAUACACACAUCGACAAGAAUGAUCCAAAUUACGACAGUGGUGAGGUAUGCGUCUGACUUAAGUCACAUGAAGUUCUGAUCUCGUGGUUAUCUACGUAUUUUGCACACCAUAGAUUUCUUAUUCUAGUUCUAAAAACCCUUUUUCUAUGCGUUAUGAACUUAGGAGCCAUACGAGCUUGUGGGUGCGACUGUUUCCAGCCCUGUAGAUGAUUACAAGAAGGCUGUUGUCUCAAUAAUUGAGGAAUACUUUAGCACCGGUGACGUGGACCAGGCUGCUUCAGAUCUUCGAGAUCUUCAUUCUGAUGAAUACCAUCACUACUUUGUGAAGAAGCUUGUGUCCAUGGCAAUGGACAGACACGAUAAAGAGAAAGAAAUGUCGACAGUCCUUCUGUCUGCUCUGUAUGCGGAUGUGAUCAAUUCUGCUCAUAUCAACAAAGGGUUUCUUAUGCUACUCGAGUCUGCAGAUGAUCUGACACUCGACAUUGUGGACACUGUUGAUGUCCUGGCUCUCUUCAUUGCUCGUGCAGUCGUUGACGACAUCUUGCCCCCUGCUUUCCUGAAAAGGGCCAGGGAGAAGCUCUCUGAGACGUCCAAAGGAUUCCAGGUCAUUCAGACGGCUGAGAAGAGCUACCUGUCUGCUCCCCACCACGCAGAACUUGUGGAGCGGAGAUGGGGUGGCAGCACCCACAUCACUGUCGAAGAGGUUAAGAAAAAGAUUGUGGACUUAUUGAGAGAAUACACUGAGAAUGGCGACACAACAGAGGCCUGCCGGUGCAUACGGGAGUUGGGGGUCUCCUUCUUCCACCAUGAGGUAGUGAAAAGGGCCAUCAUCCUGGCCAUGGAGGUUCCAGCAUCAGAGUUGCUCAUACUGAGACUUCUAAAGGAAGCUGCUGAAGAGGGCCUGAUCAGCUCCAGUCAGAUGGCAAAGGGCUUCCUUCGGCUUGCUGAGGCCCUUGAUGAUCUUUCCUUGGAUAUUCCCUCAGCAAAACCCACAUUCCAGUCAUUAGUUCCCCGGGCCAUAUCUGAAGGAUGGCUUGAGCCGUCAUUUCUGAAGUCCACUGCAGCAGAUACCCUGGAUGUGGAUGUGGAUGUGGAUGUGGAUGUGGAUGACAAGAAGCUGAGGCGAUACAAGGAAGAAGCUGUGGCCAUCAUCCACGAGUAUUUUCUCUCCGACGACAUUCCCGAGCUGAUUCGCAGCCUCGGGGACCUUGCUGCUCCGGAAUAUAACCCCAUUUUUCUGAAGAAGCUGAUAACCCUGGCCAUGGACAGGAAGAACAGAGAAAAGGAGAUGACAUCCGUCCUGCUCUCAGCUCUACACACAGAGUUGUUCUCAACUGAAGACAUCGUCAAUGGAUUCAUCAUGCUUCUCAAGGAUGCCGAGGACACUGCACUGGAUAUACUCGAUGCCUCGAACGAGCUUGCCUUCUUCCUUGCGAGGGCGGUGAUAGAUGACACAUUGGUGCCCCUCAAUCUGGUGGAAAUUGGCGGCAGGCUUCCUCCGGGCGGCAGUGGGAGCGAAACCAUCCACAUGGCCCGGACACUCAUCUCUGCCCGUCAUGCCGGUGAGAGGCUCCUCAGAUGCUGGGGUGGUGGCUCAGGCUGGGCAGUGGAAGAUGCAAAGGACAAGAUAACAAAGCUUCUAGAAGAGUAUGAGAGCGGAGGGCACAUUGGUGAGGCCUGCCAGUGCAUCCGUGACCUUGCGAUGCCCUUCUUCAGUCAUGAAGUGGUGAAGAAAGCGUUGAUCAUGGACAUGGAGAAGAAGAACAGCAAGAACAGCAGGAUUCUGUCUCUGCUCCAGGAAUGCUUCAGCGAGGGCCUAAUCACCACCAACCAGAUGACCAAGGGGUUUUCAAGGGUCCGUGACGCCCUCGAGGACCUGGCCCUGGACAUCCCUGAUGCUGGGGAGAAGUUCCUGUCUUACACAGAACUGGCCAGGGCGCGUGGCUGGCUGUUGCCAGCUUUUCCAUAUCCCUCGUUGGCUACACCAAUUGCCGCCAGUUGA